GAAUGAUGUGAGGCUCAUCGUAUUUUUUAUUCCUAGUCUGGUGUUGUUAAGGAUCUGCGCUCAGAAUGAAUACCGGCCGGCUAGAAUCUACAGCAUAUCCAACCUUGCAAGUCCCUUCCAUGCACCAUUUAGCCACGUUUCCUGUUAAUCCAGCUGUCUCGACCUCUCAUGAACACUCAAAAUAUGAGCCAUCUGCGGUCCAUGAGCAUAAAGGGCAGAUCUACGUCCAGAAAGCGCACCGGCCAACCACCUGGAAAACACCAAUGGACAACAUGCGAGCCCCCAGCCUGGCCGCCAAAUCCCUCGAUCUGCAAACGAGAGAGAUAUUCAACACGCUUGUCUCGACAAUUCUCUUCCCCGCCACCUACGCAGCCUUUUACAAACGGGUCGACCAAGACAUCAUCGCAUUCGUCCGCGACGACCGGCGCGCACAAUGCCCGAACAUCGAAUGGCUGGUGCGAUGCUAUGCAACGUGGUAUUUCGCAAAGAAGCAUAACGAUGAAGAAAAACUAGCCGAGAGUCGGUAUAUCUACGGUGUGCUUCUUCGGUAUCUAAGGGUCUCGCUUGAGGACCCGCGGAGGAGGAUAGCGGAUACGACCUUCGCCACUGCGCUGCUACUCGCUGUUUAUGAGGUCCUAGAUGGGCGUACUCCGGAUGGAUGGUUGGUUCAUAUGACGGGUAUUAAAGGGUUGCUGCGGCUUCGGGGCCCUGCUGCGCAUUAUAGGGGCAUUGGGAGGACGCUUUUUCUGGCUUGUCGGGGGUUUUUUAUUGCUGAGGCUUUUGCUAAUCAGGAGGAGUGUAUUCUUGCUGAGCCUGACUGGGUUAAUGUCAGUGCGAGGGCGUUUGAAAGGGAAGAGAGGGCUGGGAGGGGGAGUACCCUAGUUAGCAUCAUCGACCAGGCGUAUAGGGAAGCCGUUCUUGUCCCGGGGCUUGUAGCUCAGGCGCGUUCAAUUCGGCUGGACGAUGGUGUUCGCGAGUCUGAAUCCAAGGCGGCUCUAUGUACCCAGAUAAAGCACGUCCAAGGAGCUCUUCAGACACUGACACGCCAACUGAAUCGGAUUUCCAGCCGGGAGGAGGCAAAGACAGGAGGGCCAGGACGAGCAAGGGAGGGCUUUAUUGACUCGAGAUAUACAGCUUCGAUUGCGCGGUAUAACCUCCAAGGGCUGUGUGCUAUUGAAGCGCUGCUCGAUCAGGUGCUCCCCAUGUUGGAUGCUGCAAAACCGCCAACGAAGCAGGAUAUAUGCAGCAGACCCGUUUCGACGUCUCCGAGUCUUCGCCGUCAAGUCCCGGCUGGGGCUGCACAAGCAGAAACAGACUCCAGCCUGCUAGAGCGUGGGAACCUGGACGAUAUGUUUCUCUCCAUGGGUGCGAUGGCUAUUUGCAUGGAUAGGUAAUACACUUUCUCAGUAGCCUUUUGAACAGAAUCAUAUUGGCGCCAAGGCUGCCUUUCGAUGCCCAGGCUGUUUUGUAUUGGACGGUUGUACUGGCCCCAGCCCCAACACGAGAACUCACGACACAGCGGGAUAUGAUUCGCCCGAGCGGUAUUGGCAGCAAGCUCUCGGACUUGCUGCUGUUAGGACAGAGGGUUCAUAGAAGUAGAUAAAUACCAGUCUGGCCAGGCAACUUUG
Aspergillus versicolor CBS 583.65 is the source of this 1628-nucleotide messenger RNA. RefSeq lists its product as uncharacterized. The transcript has a single exon. NCBI's taxonomy places the organism in Eukaryota, Fungi, Ascomycota, Eurotiomycetes, Eurotiales, Aspergillaceae. The record is from RefSeq and is a predicted model, not a curated record. The coding region runs from base 66 to 1394 and encodes 442 amino acids.